AACUUCACUCGCACCACCUAUCCUGAACCGUUCUAUCUCAUGCCUCUACCUUUCGAUUUUACUGCCCUCACAAAGGAUGAUCUACACGGUGUCGGCCUCGGACUGACUUCUGAGGUUGUACGAAUCGCCGAUACAAAUAUCGUCGCCAAAAUACCAACACCCUCAGCCAUCUUGGGACUGGAGGUACACGAGAUCGAGAAGAAGGUGUACGAGCGCGUACAGGACCAUCCGAAUAUUCUGCGCUAUCUCGGCCAGAGUCCGCCUGAAUGUACGCUGCUACGAGGUGCUCUGCUUUUCGAGUAUCACUCCCGAGGGAGUCUAAUAGAUUGUCUCGAUCAGCUUAAGAAUUUCACACGAAGCCGGUGGCCUUACCAGGCCGUGAGCGCCUUAGCAUAUCUACACUCCCUAAGAAUCGUCCACGCUGACUUCGGCCUACACAACUUUCUUCUCCGUGAUGAUGGCGGGAUCGUGCUGUGCGAUUUCGCGGGCUCCGGUAUAGACGGCGGCCGUUGCUCUGUGGGUCACGGUGUGCGGUAUAGGGACCCGCUAUCUCCUCGAGAAUACCCUACCGAACAGGAAGAUGUCUUUGCGCUGGGGACGGUCCUAUAUGAACUUGACCGAGGAGAACUGCUUUUCAAGGGGAUGAGCCACGAGGAGAUCUACAUGCGACUACGUAAUAGGCAGUGUCCUAACCUAUUAACGGUGUCCUUACCCUUAAGGGGUGUAAUUGAGAAGUGCUGGACCGUGCCGGGAUAUAAGGCUAGCGAUGCGUUAAAGGAGCUGGAGCCGCAGCGUCACAGUGCACUCUUCCAAGCAUUCCUUGGGCUUAGUGUCGCUAUAGUUGCCAUCUUCAUGUCUAGUGCGUGGUCGGCCUCGGCUAGACGCUAGAGAAGAACUCUGGCUUAGUGAGGAUAUUGCACUCGUUGACUUAGCCCUUAAGCACAGCAGCGGACCAAGGCGUGAGAUGUGAAAAGGAGCAUUUCUCUAAGCUUCUCAUCGAGGAUGGUUACGGAAUCGAGCGCAUUGACGGAAGCAAAAUCACGGUGGAAACGAGGGUUGUCGCCCGAGGUGCCUGAACUCUAGCCUUUCUUGAACUGCCAUCUGCGGACCAUGGAAGUGCUGCUAUAGCGGAAUCUCGUUCAUUGCUGGCCUCGAGUAUUCCCUAGGUAGAGACAUGGAAAUAAGCCGCUAAUGGUUCCGAAAAAGGCAGUCCUGCGCAUGCUACCGUUUGGUCCGAGAUUAUUCUAUAUAGCUCAAGUAUCGCAUU
Trematosphaeria pertusa is the source of this 1267-nucleotide messenger RNA. Its product is annotated as kinase-like protein. The transcript has 3 exons. The record is from RefSeq and is a predicted model, not a curated record. NCBI's taxonomy places the organism in Eukaryota, Fungi, Ascomycota, Dothideomycetes, Pleosporales, Trematosphaeriaceae. Gene Ontology annotation, cellular component: cytoplasm. Gene Ontology annotation, molecular function: protein kinase activity; ATP binding. Gene Ontology annotation, biological process: protein phosphorylation; signal transduction. Bases 40 to 888 code for a protein of 282 amino acids.